This is a messenger RNA of Coccinella septempunctata (seven-spotted ladybird), 1302 nucleotides long. RefSeq lists its product as uncharacterized. The transcript is spliced from 2 exons. Lineage: Eukaryota; Metazoa; Arthropoda; Insecta; Coleoptera; Coccinellidae. The coding region runs from base 1 to 804 and encodes 267 amino acids. The record is from RefSeq and is a predicted model, not a curated record.
AUGGCCGGCAACGAGUUGGCAAUACGAGAGUUAAAUCUUUUAACGAAGAACAAGUUAAUAGAGAUUAUUUUAACCAAGAAAUUACCUACUGAUAUUAAAGUUAGUGAGUCUACCAGAAAACUUGUUGAGGAUGGAACUGUGGAUCCUAUUAGUGAACCUGAAAUCAUGAAACUGAAGCAGGAUGAUAUAACCUGCAAGUUAUUAUGUGCUGAAAAGGAACUUGUUUGUGCAAAUGUGGAAAGAGAAUAUCAAAAGCGAUUAAUCGCUGAAAUGGAGAGGUCUCUUUCUAAUCAGCAGGUAACAAUUUCAUCCCAGGAAUAUUUGAUUAAAAUGUUGAAAAUGAAUGAAAACAACAUAAACAAGAAUUGCAACGUUGCCGCUCCUCCAGGCAAAUCGCAAAAUCAAAAUAAAGGACAUGCAACCAUGAAACAAGUAGUGGAAUCGAAACAGAAUGUAUCAGGAAAAGUCAACGUAGACGGCAACACCUGGAACGACAUUGUGCAGAAGGAGUGCGAUAAGCAACCAGAUAACAAGCCGAAUAAACAUAUACAAACUGUUCACUAUGAUAUCAAUGAAGAAAAUUCGAAUACGACCGCAAGGAAUGAAUGGAAAGUGGUAACUGGGAAACAUUAUACCAAAAAGGGGACAGUUUGUACUGGAAUAAAUGCUCCUAAACAAGAAAACAUUAUGGGUGCACCUCAAAAACGGUGGAUAUAUCUAGGGAGAAUUGCAGGAGAUACUUCGGAGGAAGCCAUCUCCGAAUAUCUAAGUAUCGUGGUCAUGGUGGUGUGGCGGCCGCUGUGAAAAAUUCUCAUAUAGGCAAAUUUGUACCUAGAAACGAUAUAAACCUGAAAUCUGUGGAAAUGGAAAUUGAGGUUUGUGCGAUACAGUCAACUCAAUUAAAAACUAUAAUUAUAGCUCUUUAUCGUAAUCCACAUGGUAAUUUUGAUAUUUUUCUUGAUGUGACUACAUGUAUUUUGGAAUUGAUGGAUAUUUGUGACUAUCGUAUUUUCGUUUUGGGGGACUUUAAUGUGAAUUUUCUUAUAGAUAGCGCUAAUAAAUCUGCGAUCAUUGAUCUUUUCUCUUCAUAUGGACUACGUAAGUUAGUGUCAUCCCCUACUAGAGGUAUUGCAUGUUUGGAUAACAUAUUUACGAACGUUGGGGAAUGUAAGGGUUGUGUGAUUGAUUUGGGCUUCUCAGAUCACAUGGGUGUAGAGACUAAAUUUGCUUGCGAGUCAGAGUCUAAGAGAGCCUGUAAGCUGACUGUAUGUAGGCCACUCACUAGGGUUGGAAUUGAUACUA